AUGGAUAAAACUAUUUAGAAAAUCACAGCCAUAGGAAGUUGUAUCACUGGCUUCUUUCUAUAUUCAUUAUUAAAGGAGAGUUAACAAUUAAAAAAGAUAUAUACUCGAUACUAACUAAUCAAUGAAUUUACACCAACAUCCUUAUUGAAUUAUUUUAAUUAAACAUAGCAAACCACAAUUGAAGCAUUUAUAUCAGGAGAGUUAAUAUCUGAUAGUCCUAUUAUCUCAAGAGUUCCUCUUAUAAUAAGUGAAAAGAAAUACUAUUAUAUUUACGGAAAUGGAGUGUAUAUACUUAUUUAUUAUUUAAUAGAAAAAAAUUAAUUAAAAACCUACAACUUUGUGUUUCUCAAUUUGGUAUUGAAGACUAUUAUAAUAAAAUUGAAGUAUGUAGAAAUUCAACUCUCAAUUACAAAUUUUCUAUGAGUCAUAUUUGGGAUGAGUUUUUACCUAAAUAAUUAAGUAUCCUUUAAAGAUUAACAUAUUAUUUUAAAUAAAUAUGUUAAUUAAAAAUAUGGAAAUUAUUUAAUAAGGAUUUUCCUGUUGGAUUGCUGGAAUAGGAAUAUGGCAUUUUAGCAAAUUAAUUUUAUGUAUUAUAUGGAGAAAUUGUACUUGAUAAAAAAUUAAAUAAAAUGUUCUUUUAAAAUCCAAUAUGUAUUCUUAAAAGCAAGAGAUAAUUAUUAUAGUUAGUAUAAUAGUAAAUUAAAUAGAAAAGAGUAAUAAUAGUAAUUCUUGUAAUUCUAUUUACAAUUUUAACAUUUAUAUUUGGAUGUAGUAUAAAGAAUUUUAUAAUAAAACUUUUUAAAGAAAGAGAAAAGGCAAGAUUAGAUAAAUUAAGAGGGUAAAAAUAGUUAGAAAUUAAAAAUUAUGAUUGUUAGAUCUGCUUUGAAAGACCUAGAAAUAUUAUUAUUAUGCCUUGUAAACAUUUAAGUAUUUGUAAUGAAUGUUUAAAAAAAAUUUAACAAGAAAAAUGUCCAAUAUGCAAAUAAAAAAUAGAGGAUUAAAUUGAAAUCUUUUUUACUUGA
This is a messenger RNA of Paramecium pentaurelia, 1022 nucleotides long. The record is from the annotation of a GenBank genome assembly. Lineage: Eukaryota; Ciliophora; Oligohymenophorea; Peniculida; Parameciidae.